AUGGCCACUGAGGAUCGCGGCUCGAGGAAGAAGGUGCCACAGGUGUUGGCGACUAUCGAGAACUGCAUGCAUCUCACCUCCCUGUUGGUGCAGGCUCUCUCGCCCACUGUUGCCAUCACGCCCCUCCUCCAGCUGCCGCACGUUGGGCCCACCCAACUGCGUCAAAUCACCCAUGCCAAU
Molecule: messenger RNA, 180 nt
Organism: Hydatigera taeniaeformis
Lineage: Eukaryota; Metazoa; Platyhelminthes; Cestoda; Cyclophyllidea; Taeniidae
Source: the annotation of a GenBank genome assembly